Messenger RNA from Dreissena polymorpha, 868 nucleotides. Its product is annotated as sushi, von Willebrand factor type A, EGF and pentraxin domain-containing protein 1-like. The coding region runs from base 45 to 566 and encodes 173 amino acids. The record is from RefSeq and is a predicted model, not a curated record. The transcript has 3 exons. NCBI's taxonomy places the organism in Eukaryota, Metazoa, Mollusca, Bivalvia, Myida, Dreissenidae.
CUAAUGAGUGCUUUAACAGCACUGGUUGCAGCAUUGAAAACACGAUGUGCGUAGGCAAGCCCAAUACAGACAAUGGAGAGUCCUCUGUGUGCGCAUGUAAACCAGGCUUCGUACAAGGCAAUUACACUCUUCAAUGUAUACCAGUGAACUGUGGACGUCCGCCCGAUAUAAACAACGCUUCAGUGUCCGUCACAUCCACAUCGUACGGUUCUCUUGCCAACUACACCUGCAUUAAUGCCGAUCCACGUGAAGAGUAUGAAUCGCAGAUGCAGUUGCGAUGUCUGGGCGAAGGGUUAUGGUACCAGCAAUGGGAGCAACAACGGUUUUAUUGCGAAGUAAAAUGCAAUUAUACACUAGAAAUAGCAAAUGGAAGUUAUACAGGGAGAUGGCGACAUAACCCCUAUACGUCGUAUGCGCACUGGGGUACGACGACGUAUUAUGUAGGGUAUGAAGUUGAGUAUGUCUGCAACGCGGACUCUGGACAAACGCGUUACACUAAAUGUCAGUUGACGGGCAACUGGGAGCCUAAAGCGCAGUGCGACCAAAAUAGUACAGCUGUUGUAUAAGUACACUAAAUAGAUAUAGAACUCAAUAUUGUCAUGUGUAAAGCGUCCAAAGAAUGAGUAUAACAAUACAAAUUAAUAAAAAAUCAGCAACGAUACGAUAAUUAACGCAACGAGCGUUUGCGAAUUUCUUUUUAUUUCGAACACCCCACGAGAAGCUUUAAUGAUUUUAUAAUUGUUUCCUGUCUACACUUUUUUUUAUGAAUAGCAUUUUACGUUUAUCAACUUCAUAAAAAAUAUUAAAACGAAGACUGUUUUCAACAUAGUGUUACCCACACAAUUUAAACGAAUAUGUAUCACAAUGA